UCGUUAUAACUUAAUAAGAAUCCAUUUUCGUGUUAAUUGUUCUAGAUCAUUAGACAAAGUCAAUUCUAUUUCUCAACAAUUAUUCACUCAUCAAAUUUAGUUCGACAAAUAUUCCAACAAUCAAGUCCCCAAAAUGAACAAAUUAACUCUCGUGUGCUGUUUAAUGUUAAUUGUGAUUAGUUCCAAUGCCAACUUAUCAUAUGCCUCGUCCACAAGCUGUGAGAUUAAAUGUUUCUUUGAAUGUUUGUUUGUAUCUUCGCCCUGUAAGACCGAUGAUUGUCCCUGUCCCGAUGUCGAAUCAACCACCGGCAAUUCAACAACCACUACGGAAAUUAAAUCAACGACCAGUAAUUCAAGUGAACCAACAAGAGCAGCUAAUAAAGCUGAUUCUUUCUCAUUGAAACAAUUGAAGUCCUAUGUCUCCGGUGGCUCUGGUCAGUCAAAGAAUGGAUCAACUGGUGGCUCAGGUUCAUACGAUUACAGUCAAUACACUAAACAAGGAGCACCAGCAUCACCGAGUGGAAAUAAUAAAACCUCUUCAUCAGGCUCAUCGGGCUCAUACGAUUACAGUGCCUACAACACUGAACCAGCGACAAUCCCCUCGAAUCCCAAUGGUGGCUUUGAUUACAGUGAAUACAAUACAGCACCUUCAACAAUCCCUAAAAACGGCGGUGGAUCAGCUUAAUUAUGAGCCUAUUAUUUAAAUAAUUAUUUUUCCAAAUGUCAAAACUUGUAACAUUUGAAAACUAAUUAAUAUCAUUGCGAUGAAAAUUAGAUUCAAUUGAGACGACAAUUUGUAUGCUUUAAUUGUUGAUAAGCAAAAUUAAAAGUAAAUUCAAGGAAUUGA
Messenger RNA from Panonychus citri (citrus red mite), 847 nucleotides. RefSeq lists its product as uncharacterized. Lineage: Eukaryota; Metazoa; Arthropoda; Arachnida; Trombidiformes; Tetranychidae. The transcript is spliced from 2 exons. The record is from RefSeq and is a predicted model, not a curated record. The coding region runs from base 134 to 685 and encodes 183 amino acids.